This is a messenger RNA of Penicillium paradoxum, 1248 nucleotides long. RefSeq lists its product as uncharacterized. NCBI's taxonomy places the organism in Eukaryota, Fungi, Ascomycota, Eurotiomycetes, Eurotiales, Aspergillaceae. The record is from RefSeq and is a predicted model, not a curated record. The coding region runs from base 1 to 1248 and encodes 415 amino acids. The transcript has 3 exons.
AUGGUUGUUAUCAACAAGUUCUCUGCUGCCAUUGUGGCGGCUCUUGCUACUGUGGGUCAGGCUACUCACGAGGGUCUCCAUGCCCGUCGUGUCGUCCGCUCCAUUCACGUUCCUCCCCCCGCGGCGGAGCCCUCUACCUCCACUGUCCUGGUCGUGCCCACUGCUGUCGAGCCCGAGGCUUCUGCCCCUACUGCUGAGAGCUCCACCAUGAAGCCUUCCGCUCCUGCAGUCGUCCCCAGCGUUGCACCCAGCGUUGCUCCUUCUGCUCCCUCUGUCGCUCCCAGCGUCAUCCCGGCCCCUGGUUCCUCUGCCGUCUCCAGCGUCGGCUCUUCCGUUGCUGUUACUGGUGUGACUUCCACUGCCAUUCCCUUCAGCACCCCUGUUGGCUCCUCUUCGCCUGUUGCUGCUUCCAGCAAGCCUGCCAUCACCCGCACCCCCGUUAGCGCUCGUCCUGAUGGCCCCCGUCCUACGGUAUCCGCUCCCGGCGGUGAUGACUCUGCUUCCACCACUGCGGUGACUUUGACUUACACCAUUGGCACUGGCUCUUCGACUACCUUGAUCACCACUACUAUUUACAAGACCCUGACCGCCACCGAGGAGGUCACCGUUACUGCCACUGGUGCUGAUUCCCAGUACACCCAGCCCGCACAGGACACCACUGAUUAUGAGACCUCUACUAUCCACUCCACCAAGACCGAGACUGUUACCCUCAUUGAGGUUCCCUCUCCCUCUGGUGAGGCUGGCUCUGGCAACGGUUCCGGCAACGGUUCUGACAACGGUUCUGACAACGGCUCUGGCAAUGACUCCGGUUCUUGCAGCCCCGUCACUGUUACUGCCACCGUCACUGAGACUGUGACUGCUGCCCCUACUGAGACCGAUGCUCCUGGUCCCCACGGCCCCCACGGUCCUCACGGUGAUGAUCACGGCUCUCACGGAGGUGACCACGGCUCUCACGGUGAUGACCACGGCUCUCACGGAGGUGAUCACGGUCCCCACGGUCCUGGAAAUGGCCAGGGUAACGGAGAGGGUCCCAAGCCCACCUUCACUGAGACCCCCCGCCCUCACACCCCCUCUUACAGCCGCAUCCCUCACACCCGCACUCCCACCUUCUCCAGCGGAUUUGCUACCCGAACUCCCUUUGCCUCCGCCAGCAUCAAGCCUUUCCCUGUCUCCACCGGCCACCCUGAGCCCACUGGCAAGACUGAGGGAAAGCGCUUCUGGUCUAAGUGGGCCAGCUACUUCUUCUAA